Messenger RNA from Leptonychotes weddellii (Weddell seal), 1617 nucleotides. It is a transcript of the gene SERPINC1, whose product is annotated as serpin family C member 1. The record is from RefSeq and is a predicted model, not a curated record. NCBI's taxonomy places the organism in Eukaryota, Metazoa, Chordata, Mammalia, Carnivora, Phocidae. Gene Ontology annotation, biological process: regulation of blood coagulation. Gene Ontology annotation, molecular function: serine-type endopeptidase inhibitor activity.
CAGUCUUCCCCUCGUCACCAGCUCCCUCCCCCACUUUAGCUUUUGGAACCUUAGUCAGAUUCAGAGGAAAGAACCAGUUUUCAGAGCGAUUGCCUCAGAACACAGUAUCUCCACUCUCUGCACGGCCCUGUGGAAGAUUAGCAACCAUGUUUUCCAGUGGGAUAGGAACUGUAGCUGCUGGAAAAAGGAGGGCAUGUCUUCUGUCCUUGGUGCUCAUUGGCCUCUGGGGCUGUGUGACCUGUCGCUGGAGCCCCGUGGAGGACAUCUGCGCAGCCAAGCCUCGGGACAUUCCGGUGAAUCCCAUGUGCAUUUACCGGUCUGCAGAGAAGAAGGCAGUCGAGGAUGAGGGCGAGGAGCAGAAGAUCCCCGAGGCCACCAACCGGCGAGUCUGGGAACUGUCCAGAGCCAAUACGCGCUUCGCCACCGCCUUCUAUCAGCACCUGGCGGACUCCAAGAAUGACAACGAUAAUAUUUUCCUAUCGCCCCUGAGUAUCUCCACAGCUUUUGCUAUGACCAAGCUGGGGGCCUGUGACAACACCCUCAAGCAGCUGAUGGAGGUUUUUAAGUUUGAUACCAUCUCCGAGAAGACGUCUGAUCAGGUGCACUUUUUCUUUGCCAAACUGAACUGCCGACUCUAUCGAAAAGCCAACAAGUCCUCUGAGUUGGUAUCAGCCAACCGCCUUUUUGGAGACAAAUCCCUUACCUUCAAUGAGACCUAUCAGGACAUCAGUGAGGUGGUGUACGGAGCCAAGCUCCAGCCCCUGGACUUCAAGGAAAAUGCAGAGCAGUCCAGAAUGUUCAUCAACAAAUGGGUAUCCAAUAAGACUGAAGGGCGUAUCACUAAUGUCGUGCCACAGGAUGCCAUCAACGAGCUCACGGUCCUGGUGCUGGUCAACACCAUUUACUUCAAGGGUCUGUGGAAGUCAAAGUUCAGUCUUGAGAACACAAGGAAGGAACUGUUCUACAAGGCUGAUGGGGAGUCGUGUUUGGUGUCCAUGAUGUACCAGGAAGGCAAAUUCCGCUAUCGGCGAGUGGCCGAAGGCACCCAGGUGCUCGAGCUGCCCUUCAAGGGUGAUGACAUCACCAUGGUGCUCAUCCUGCCCAAGCCUGAGAAGAGCCUGGCCAAGGUGGAGCAGGAGCUCACCCCAGAGAUGCUGCAGGAAUGGCUGGAUGAGAUGGCAGAGACCCUGCUGGUGGUCCACAUGCCCCGCUUCCGCAUCGAGGACAGCUUCAGUGUGAAGGAGCAGCUGCAAGACAUGGGCCUUGUGGACCUGUUCAACCCUGAGAAGUCCAGGCUCCCAGGUAUUAUCGCAGAGGGCCGGAGCGACCUCUAUGUCUCACAGGCAUUCCAUAAGGCCUUUCUUGAGGUCAAUGAGGAGGGCAGCGAAGCUGCAGCAAGUACUGUCGUCAGCAUCGCAGGCCGUUCGCUGAACUCCAGCAGGGUGACCUUCAAGGCCAACAGGCCCUUCCUCGUUCUCAUAAGGGAGGUUGCUCUGAACACUAUCAUCUUCAUGGGCAGAGUGGCCAACGCUUGUGAUCACUGAAGUGUUCUUUAUUUUUUGUACCUCUUCCUAUUUUGGUUUGUGACAGAAGUAAAAAUAAACACAACUACUCCCA